GUUAACGGGUGGAUCUACAAUCGCUCGGAUGAUUACAAAUACCUUUAAGCAACGGAUCAACACUGAGGGUGUCAACUGGAAGGCUAUAUCAGAAGAGACAAAAGAAUUUUACUGGGAAGAAUUUAAGAAAAAAUGUUGUUGGGAGUCCUUCGAAGAAGCAGGGAUAAAGGCUGCAUGGAGAUCAAAGGCAGCUGUACGCUACAAGGACAUGAUUGCAGAUUUAAAUAAUUUCAGGAAAAGGCCCUUGUAUAUUUCUAAAGAAACUUGGGCAAAAUUUGAGCAGCACUGGAAUGACCCCAAGAUCAUUCAACGGUUAGAGAUAUAUUCUAGAAACCGCCGUGGUGCUACAAAUGCUCAUGGACCGUCCACCCACACAGGUGGAUCCAUAACAUAUGCUGAAUGGUCUGAUAAAUUGGUUAGUAUUUUCACAUAAGAAAAAAAAAUUAUGGAUGGUUGUUGAUGGAAAUAUGAUGUAAUGUGAUAAAAUUGUCAUGAAAAAUAUUACAGAUUGUUGUGCGAUUGAAUUGUGAGAUUUUUGUUAAUUUCUAGCAGGGGGAAAUGUCAAAAUAUAGGGGAAACUCUGCCCGUUUUUAUUUUCGUUUCAUAAUAAAUUUUAAUAAUUUAUUGUUUAUGCAUAUAAUAAAUAGCUUCUGAUAACUGUUUAUUUUUGUCUAGGAGAAAGAAUUGGGUAGAAAGCCAACUCCAACUGAGUUGUUUGUCCAUACUCACACUCGAAAGCAUGACAAGGAAACUUUUGUGGACCAAAAAUCCAAAGAGA
Hevea brasiliensis (rubber tree) is the source of this 778-nucleotide messenger RNA. RefSeq lists its product as uncharacterized. The record is from RefSeq and is a predicted model, not a curated record. Bases 29 to 433 code for a protein of 134 amino acids. The transcript is spliced from 2 exons. NCBI's taxonomy places the organism in Eukaryota, Viridiplantae, Streptophyta, Magnoliopsida, Malpighiales, Euphorbiaceae.